AUGGACACCGAGGACGGCCAGAUCUUCAUAAGGAACUUGGCGUACUUUGUACGAACACACGAAAAGGCCCUUGCAAACGCUCUGCAGCUGCAGAGACAGAACCCCAGGAAUGGCCAGGCCAUUGCCUCGCCCUCGUCGCCCAGCGGCCCCGCGAGCCCGCCUUCGUCCGCGUCUUCGUCAUCGAGCGUCUGGGCAGCAGCCCUCUCUCUGCCCUCGCUGACUUUUACCUCGCAGUCGAUCAAGCCGGCAAAGCUCACACUGACACCCCAUCAUCUCUUCUACAUCCUCUCCCGGUUCGAGGACCUCGGCAUACCUGUCGGCCCCAUGAAUGUGCGUUUAGAAAACAUCCACACCGAUGCCUCACCCACCAAUUAUGUCUCCUUCCUUGGCAGCGCCCAGCGCAACAAGACAAAGUCUUCCGAUCGCGACUCCAUACAUUCCGUAUCUAGCGUCCGCAGCGUGAUGUCAGGCAUGUCGUCACUUUGGUCCACUCUCCGUAUCGGAUCCAACAGUGAAGCCAAAGCAGAGAAACAAAAGGCCCAGCUGCAGGAAGACUUGAGGUAUCUGUAUUCUGCCUUUACCAAGAUUCCGUGCUUGAGGCUCGCUCCUGACCACAAGGCCCGCCUCAUCGCAGGCUAUGAAGAGUUUCCCUUCGACACUGCGGUCCCCCUAUUCGCCUUCAAGAAUGUCACAGCCCUUGAGAUACACGAUGUAGACUUUCGCCAUUUCUACGGCUGGGACCGGCUGGCCGAGAACCUCCGCAGUCUGACGGUGAAGCGCGCAGGUGUUGAUGACCCCGCUGAUCUGCUCAUCAACAUCGUGUUGGAUGAUAUUGACAAGCGUCGUAGGCGUUCGGCCAAAACUAGCGCACCCUGGUCCACUGCAAGCCCCUCCCCAAAGCAUGCUCAACUAGCUCGAUCAGAGUCCCCACCAAUCUCUCCCACUGCAGCCGGCAAGCAGAGCACCAGCCCACGGGGGGCCACGGUCAGCCGCGAAAACUCGUCCAGGUCUCACCAGCGACAGCGGAGUACGUCUCCAUCGCGCCCGUCGAGCUCUCGCCAUGGCUCUUCUCAUGCCCAUGGCAGGAGCACAGCAAGUGCUCCAAACAUUCGCCGUUCGUCUGGAAGUUCGAGCUCCAGCGUACGCUCUACUACGCCGCGCGGCAGCUCUUCCAACUUGCUUUCUCUGGGCUGGUUCCCCGCUACCAAAUGGCGCUUCUUGAGGCAUUUGAGCCUGGCCGACAAUGCCUUGACCACGAUACCGGCUGCCAGCCUCGCCCCUCUAACCAAUACAUUGCAGUCGCUGGAUCUCUCGGCUAAUUUGUUUGUUGAAAUUCCCGAGAGUCUUGCUAGCCUCACCUGUCUCCGUGCACUGAAUCUUUCCAACUGUAUGAUUGAUGGGUUGCAUUCAUUGGGACGCAACCCCCUCCCAGCAAUCACAACUCUGAAUCUCCGGUCGAACCGCCUGACGUCAUUGGUCGGCGUCGAGCGGCUGCUGUCCCUAGAGCGCGUCGACUUCCGUGACAACUGUUUGACGGAUCCCACCGAAGUGGCGCGUCUCACGGGCGUACCCGACAUAACCGACGUUUACGUUGGCCGUAAUCCCUUUUGCAAGACGCACGCCAACUACAGGGUCACCAUCUUCAAUCUGUUCCGCAAGACGCCAGGCUAUACAGAGGACAUUGUCAUCGAUUCUACAGGGCCGAACAACGCCGAGAAGAAGCAGCUCGUUGACCGAGUGCCCGAGCUGCAUGCAGUCCCUGUCGUCAAACCCCCGCCCGAGGAUGAGUCGCAGUCGUUGCCAUAUGUGCCCCCCAAGGUUGUCAAAGCCGUCGACACGCCGCCGGAUAUGCCUGGACUGCUCAAGCGCACCAGCUCCCUCCAUCGCACCAAGAGCGGGUCCCGCAGUGGGCAGGACACGCAAAAGAAGAAGAAGGGCCCUAAGAGACGCAUCGUUGAGCUUUCGCAGAAUGAAUCCAUGCAACAGUCUUCGCAGUCGGCUCUGACAAGUCUCGCUUACGAGGACACGGUCAUGGGCCAGGCGCCCAAACUCACAAAGCCAAACAAUGCGGCCGCCGACGUAGCUCGAUCUGAGGAGCAGGCCAAGGGGAAGGGCACAGGAGAUGGCAGCAAGAAGACUACGUCAGACGGGCGCGCUGUCGCAGACGAGACUCACACGAGCCAUCAGCAGCUACCUCCCAUCGACACGACGACGGCGACGAGCAAGCGCGCCGAACCGCCGUCUAGCGACUAUGAGGUGGUGGAUGGAGACGACCUUUACAAGAAGAAGAUUGAGGCGCUUAGGCAAGAUUUUGGGAAUACCUGGCUCAGCGCACUGGGGGAUGAAAAUUGGGACUCGACGUCAGUGACCAGCUUCCCAUCAGACCGAGGGUACAACUCUCCCACGAUGCAACCGACACUGCCCCGCACACCGAGCCAGAGUAUCGUCUCGGGCCGUACUCUUGGCUGA
This is a messenger RNA of Exserohilum turcica Et28A, 2469 nucleotides long. RefSeq lists its product as uncharacterized. The coding region runs from base 1 to 2469 and encodes 822 amino acids. Gene Ontology annotation, cellular component: cytoplasm. The transcript is spliced from 2 exons. The record is from RefSeq and is a predicted model, not a curated record. NCBI's taxonomy places the organism in Eukaryota, Fungi, Ascomycota, Dothideomycetes, Pleosporales, Pleosporaceae. Gene Ontology annotation, molecular function: protein kinase binding.